Messenger RNA from Radiomyces spectabilis, 2478 nucleotides. Its product is annotated as P-loop containing nucleoside triphosphate hydrolase protein. The record is from RefSeq and is a predicted model, not a curated record. The transcript is spliced from 7 exons. Lineage: Eukaryota; Fungi; Mucoromycota; Mucoromycetes; Mucorales; Radiomycetaceae. Gene Ontology annotation, biological process: microtubule-based movement. Gene Ontology annotation, molecular function: microtubule motor activity; ATP binding; microtubule binding. Bases 1 to 2478 code for a protein of 825 amino acids.
AUGACCAGUGGGUUGCGACAACCGCAAAUAUUUUCCAGCAAACUUGCUUACAACGACCACCCGUCACCUUCGCCCACUUCGCCCAGCACUUUCAGUAGCCGGUUGCCACAGCUACAAACAGCCUCUCCCACAGUGGAUAACAGUCGCUACGCUCGCACAAGGAGACAAAGCGUCAUUGCCACCCAGUCAGUGACCCCCAGCAAAACGGUAGCACCAAUUGAUAAGGUUCGUACACGCAAUCGUACCAUGUCGGACGCAUCACGAUUGGACUUGACAGCAUUACGGUCCUCGGUACGGGAUCGCAAACCCGAACUUCGUCGGUCACUUUACCUGGAUCAAAGUUUCACCCACAAUGACAGCAACGAAUCCUCGGAUGAAGAAUCGCAAACCAGAAAUUACAGGGCCUCCGCGCCUCUUUUGGACGCUUACGGUGUUCCGCUUUCUGCUUCUGCCACCAAAUCUCGGUCCAACAGUGGCCUGUUUAAACUAGCGACUAACUCCGCCGUGGCAGCCAGUAGCCAGCAUCAUGCAUUGAGCGAUCUUAACCAGAAAAUCCGUGUGUGUGUCCGAAAACGACCCUUGAACCACAAAGAGUCUGAAAAAGGCGAAAAGGACAUUGCUCCUACCAUUGGUACACGAAGCAUUCAAAUCAACGAACCAAAAUUGAAACUGGACUUGUCGCGCUACAUCGAACAGCAUACCUUUACCUUUGACGAUGUCUUCGACGCCGACACAAAAAAUGCCAAUGUCUAUGAAAGAACGGCCUUGCCGCUUGUCAAAUACAUCUUUCAGGGCGGGAAAGCCACCUGUUUUGCCUAUGGUCAGACGGGAUCUGGUAAAACAUUUACAAUGCUCGAUCCGAAGCACGGUCUCUACAUCAUGGCAGCAAGGGACAUCUUCACUUUACUUCGAAAACCCGAAAAUAACCACUUGUCAGCGUGGAUCGGUCUUUACGAGAUUUAUCAGGGACAGCUGUACGAUCUUCUAAACAAUCGCAAACGGCUAUUCGCACGUGAAGACGGCAAACACAAUGUGAUCAUCGCGGGUUUAAAAGAAUUUCCUAUUGACAAUGUGGAUAAGUUGAUCCAGGUUUUUGAAUACGGGAGUCAAGUGCGAAGUACAGGUACCACGGGAGCCAACGACAGUUCUUCUCGAUCGCAUGCUGUACUACAAAUUCUGCUAAAACCCAAGACGAACAGAAAGCGGAUCCACGGCAAACUAAGUUUCAUUGACCUGGCCGGUUCAGAACGUGGUGCCGAUCGAGGCGAAGCGGAUGCUAAAACAAGAAUGGAAGGCGCUGAGAUUAACAAAAGUCUUUUGGCUCUGAAAGAGUGUAUUCGUGCUUUGGAUCAGGAUAAACGUCACACGCCGUUUAGACAGAGUAAACUGACUCAGGUCCUUAAAGAUUCGUUUGUCGGCAAUUCCCGAACGUGUAUGAUCGCUACAAUUUCACCAGGUCAUUCCAACAGUGAGCAUACACUGAAUACGCUACGAUACGCUGAUCGUGUAAAAGAACUAAAAGGAGAACGUGAUCGAAGAUCGCAAAUGGAAAAAACCAGCAGUAGUUCUGGUAAUAAUGCCGAUGAAGAGGAUACACCGUGGAUGAUGGAUACCUCAGCGGGAGAUGAGGAUGAGGAUGACGAAGACUUUAAUGAAGAUUACGAUACCCGAUACAUGCAAGAAGAUUCCAACGACGAGCUUCGCAGCCAUGGUGACUCUGAUAUCCUUGAUGAUGAUACCUUCAAUGCAGACGAGGAAGAUAUUUUCGAUGUGGAUUUCCCGCAUGAACAAGACGCAUUUAUUCGAUCCAAUACCAUGAUUUCGCCCUCACAUAAACCGAUUCAUUCUCCCGCAUACCAUCAUGUCCCAUCGACGCGGCAAUCCAUGCCACUACCGAAAGAUCUGGAAGCAUUGGGGUUGUCCAGUACCGGAAAGUGGAGUUCAUCGACCAUCCCUGAUCGGGGACCGAUAAACGAACCACCAUCUUACACAUCGCCAUACAGCCCAGUUUCUACACCUCAAUCACCCAUCUAUUCCGCAUCUUCUCGACGAAGCAGUCUAGCCAUGGAUUAUUCGAUGCAGUCAUCCACGUUUCAGGCACCUAUUCCCUCUACGACCGCCAAAGCAUUAAAUAGUGGCACCACGAACGGAUUGCCACAGUUUGACCAUGUGCAGAUGGAAGAGUUUGUCAAGUUCCAUCGUGCCGAAAUCCGAGAGGUGACCGAAUGCACCAAGAAGGAGACCAAGCUCGUCGCCAAUAUUUCGCUGGAUUUAUCGUGCUCUCAAGAUUUUGCCGAUGAGGAUCCACUAGGCGAUAAUGCACACAUGGAUAUCUCAGCGAUGCGGCAAAAAGCGAAAAGCAGCGAGCAAUUCCGAAAGUAUCUGUACGAUCUCGAGGAAAUCCUGGAACGAAAGAUAGCUGCCAUUGAAGCACUCCGAGACCGUAUUAAUCACACGGUCACCCAAGUCGAAAUGUAA